AUUUACUACUUCUCUGCACUAUUUUCCUAUACUCUUCGUUCGCGAAGACAUAUUCACUCCUCGCAUCGAUCUCAGCGCAAAACUACAUUAAAAAACUUAUCGAAAAGUGUCCUUAAUCAGUUAGAGGAAAUGAUUCCUGUGUUAAGAAAAAUCAGUGCACUUUCGACUCGACACACUAGUACCGUUCAACAGCGAACGAAAAGAGGUCAGCGAACCCUGCUUGCAAAGGCCGUUAGCGGAAAUAAAAAAUAUUUUUAUGUGUUGGGACGAUCCAGUAGUACCUUUGCAACGGCCGAUUGUACACCAACACUGGAUAUUCCACCAGUGCUCAAAAUAAAGGCGGAUACCCAAAGUUAUUUAGCAACAUAUAAAGAUGUUUUAAACGAUCUCACCACAAUAUCAAAGCAUUACGAUGGCCAUGUGCCGACUGAACUAUGUACAAAGCUCCUGGAAUACAAUAUGCCAGCUGACGGUCGGGUUUACGGAAUUAUAACGGUAUUAACCUACAAAAGCCUCAUCCAAAGGGAGCAGUUAACGGCGCAAAACCUAAAAAUGGCGGAAAAUCUCGGUUGGUGUAUUGAAAUGCUACAUUCAACCAUCAAACUCGCUGAAGAGGUAGAAUACCAAAGUACUACGCGUCCCGGUCGACAGAGCUGGAAUAAAAUACAGGGUAAUGGUGGAGGGACCAUUAACAAUAUACUUAUGCUAGAGAGUGGAAUAUUUGAGCUCUUGCGCAAGCAUUUCUCGCAUCUCGACAACUACGUUGACCUGCUAGAGUUGUUUCAGAGUGCCAUAUUUAAAGCGACUGUCGGUCAAUCUAUGAAUCUACUUCAUACCAAGCAGAGUGUUGACACCUUCAAUGCCACAUUGUAUAAUACAAUUGUGAGUGAUAAAAUCAACAGUCAUUUGCUAUAUUUACCUGUUGCAUCGGCUCUGCAUUUAGCUGGCGUGAAAAAUCCAAAAACUUUUGAUCAAAGCAAAAAUUUACUGCUAAAAAUUUCAACUCUGUGUCAAGCUCACAACGAUUACCUCAAUUGUUUCGGCGAUCCUGAUGAGACUGGUGAAAUUGGUAGUGACAUCAAAAAUAAUUUAUGCACUUGGUUUGCGGUGAAAUGUUUGGAGCUUGCCAACCCCGAGCAAAAAGCUAUUAUGCUUGAAUGCUAUGGAAAAGAGGAUCCCGAGAAAGUUGCCAGAGUAAGACAGCUGUACGACGAUAUGGAUCUUCUUAAAAAGUUCGCCAUGUACGAGAAUCAAGCCUAUAAUGAGGUUAUAGAUCUCAUAGGCCAAACAUCAAACGAAAUACCGCACGAUGUGUUCUACACAAUACUAGAACACUGUUAUAAAAAGGCCUUCAACACAGUGGACAGCCACUGGGGCACAGAGUCUGGAGAUUGGAAACUGCCAGAAAAAGAAAUUCAUGAUUAUAUGAAUCUUUAUCCAGAGGUCAUUCGCGAACUCGGCGAGGCAGCUGAACAGUACAAAAGCACAGAGGCAGCUGAAUGGUACAAAAAGGCGCUGGAGUACACUAUGUCUGUAGGCAGUACGAGAAAUGGUCUAAUGGUCGUUUCAGUUUACAAAGACUCCGUCAAAGACGUUCAACUCACCGAGGAAAAUUUGAGAUUGGCAUAUUUACUUGGGUGGUGUCUAGAAUUGCUACAUUUAGUGAUCAUUAUUAACGAUGACCUGAUCGAUAACAGCUACCAACGUCGCGGCCAACUGUGUUGGUUCAGAGUGGAUGGGGUUGGAAUGAAUGCCAUUAAUGAUGUUUUUAUGAUUGAGAACGGAAUUUUCAUAUUGCUCAAAAAACAUUUCCGCCAUUUGGAUUGUUAUAAGGACCUUGUUGAAUUAUUUCAUGAAAACAUCUUUAAUUGCAUGUGUGGACAGAAUAUGGAUAUGAUACUUACAUCAAAACACGUAAGCACCUUCAAUAUGGAAAGCUACGAAACGCUUGUUAUGAAUAAAAGUGCCAACACCUUCUUUCAUUUACCAGUAAGUCUGGGCCUAAAAUUGGCGGGGGUAAAGGAUAAGAAGGUAUUUGAUGAAUGUAAGGCUAUUUCACAAGAGAUUGGUUGCUAUUAUCAACCAAAAAACGAUUUCCUCGAUUGUUUUGCUGACUCUGCUGUCACUGGUAAGGAGAGCUUUGACAUACAGACCAACAAAUAUUCAUGGCUAGCGGUAAAGUGCAUGCAAUUGGCUGACCCACAGCAGAAGGCGAUAAUGGAAGAGUGUUAUGGGAAAAAUGAUCCCCAGAAGGUUGCGCGUGUUAAAAAACUUUACGAAGAAUUGAAUUUACCUAGCAUCUACAACAAAUAUGAAGAAGAAAUGGUAAGAAAAAUUAAGAAGCACAUUCAACAGGCUCCAGAUGGGGUCCCACGUUUAGCUCUCUUGGAAAUUUUAAAGAAAAAUUGUAACGUUGAUUUUAUAUAAGAUUAAUAAAAUAAUAAAUAUUAGUGGUCUUUAAGUGCCCUUGACACAAAGUAA
Molecule: messenger RNA, 2481 nt
Organism: Ceratitis capitata (Mediterranean fruit fly)
Lineage: Eukaryota; Metazoa; Arthropoda; Insecta; Diptera; Tephritidae
Exons: 13
Coding region: 130-2427 (765 amino acids)
Biological process (GO): trans, trans-farnesyl diphosphate biosynthetic process
Cellular component (GO): cytoplasm
Molecular function (GO): dimethylallyltranstransferase activity; (2E,6E)-farnesyl diphosphate synthase activity
Source: RefSeq, a predicted model, not a curated record